CCUCACAAGACUAAAGCACGUCUACAGAGGCCUACCGACGAGCGGUUCGUCAACAUGGCGUCUACAGCUGGUGGUGGCGACAGGCAGUUGAAAGAGCGUGUUCUAGAUCGCUACUCAGAUUUACUGCGAAGCCUCAAUGUCGUUAGAGUAUUGCAUCCUCUUUUCCAAGCCGGCGCUAUCACUAAGAAAGAGUUCGACAACAUAUCGGACAUUCGUUCUCGUAGUGAGCAAGUGGAACGUUUGUUGGAUGUCUUGUCUCGUGGUCCGUCAUGCACGUUUGACAAGUUCUGUACUGUGAUGGAUAAAGAGCAAGCACGUCUAGCUGAGACAGACGUUCUACAAGAGCAAGCACAUGUUUCUGAUCAGCCAGAGCUCAAGACAGAAACACAAGCUACUCGUGAGAGGCUUACCGACGAGCGGAUCGUCAGCUUGGCGUAUACAGCUGCUGUUGGCGCCAGGCAGUUUAAGGAGCGUGUUCGAGAUCGCUACCCAGAUUUACUGCGAAGCCUCAACGUCGUUAGAGUAUUGUAUCCUCUUUUUCAAGCCGGUGCUAUCAAUAAGGAGGAGUUCGACGACAUAUCGUACGUUCGUUCUGGUAGUGAGCAAAUGAAGCGUUUGUUGGAUGUCUUGUCUCUUGGUCCCUCAAGCACGUUUGACAAGUUCUGUACUGUGAUGGAUAAAGAGCAAGCACGCCUACCUGAGACAGACGUUCUACAAGAGCAAACACACGUUUCUGAUCAGCCAGAGCUCAAGACAGAAACACAAGCUACUCGUAAGGUGCUUUGCAUGGUGGGGAAGGAGAGCCAUUUGAGCAGUUUACGGUUGUCGUUGACAAAGGCAAUCUGCACACAUGAUUUCGUUUGUAGGAUUUUUGUGGGAUAUCGUACAUUUCAAGUUGAUCGUGAUUGGAUAGGAGGAAUGAACUGUUGUAGGUUCAUGUUUUUAUUAUUCUUGUAUUGUCGUCUAUUAGCAGUGUACGUGAAGUUUUCAACACUAGAAUGUGUUGAGCAGUUAAAGUGUUUGACAGUGCGUCUGUAGAGUAGGAGCAUGUCACAAGGUUUAGUAGUUGGGUUGCAUGACUGACAGUUUUACGGGUUUGAAUUUGUUCACUGUAUGGUGGUGUUUGUUGCUGUUGUGACAAGCAUUGCAAUGAAUCCGAA
This is a messenger RNA of Corticium candelabrum, 1160 nucleotides long. RefSeq lists its product as uncharacterized. Lineage: Eukaryota; Metazoa; Porifera; Homoscleromorpha; Homosclerophorida; Plakinidae. The record is from RefSeq and is a predicted model, not a curated record. The transcript is spliced from 4 exons. Bases 55 to 1038 code for a protein of 327 amino acids. Gene Ontology annotation, molecular function: death domain binding; protease binding.